AUGGAGCGGGGCGGUGGGGCGGAUGGUGCCGACACCGGGGGGGCCGGUGGCACGGCCCCCACUGAAGCAGAGGGCAGCGCAGCCCCCGCCGCCCCCCAGGCUGCCCAGCCCCAAGGGGGGACGAAUGAGCUUGGGCAGGAGAAAGCGGCUGGAGGAGGGAAACCAGAACCUGAGCGGGGAACAGCCCUGUCUGCUCCAGAGCCCCGGGAUGGACGAGAAGCAGUGCCAGGACAGGAGGCUUCGACAGCGCAGCACAACGGAGAACAGGCACCAUCCGCGGGGGAGAAGGUGCUGGCUGCCACCGAGGCCCAGGGCGUAGGGAAGGAGAAGGAUGAGCCUGGGAAGACGAAAGCUCCAGCUAAGAAAACUCCGGCUGCAGGAGAACUCAAAGGAGGAAAGGCUUCAGCUGCUGCCAAGGCUAAGGAUGGAGAGAAGGAUGAGCCCAGGGAGGAGAAGGCUCCAGGACAGCCUGAAGGAGGGCAGGCAGCACCCAUGGAGGAGAAGGGCCCAGCUAUAACUGAGGCUCAAGAUGGAGAAAAGGACAAGCUCAGGAAAGAGCAAGCCCCUGGGGGGUCAGGGGCUGAGGGUGGUGGGAAAGCAGAGCCCACAGAGAAGAAGGCUCCAGCUGCAGCAAACUCUGAAGGAGGGAAGGCAAAAUCCACAGAGGAGGCAGCCUUGGCUGUAGCUCAGGCUCAGGAUGGAGGUAAAGGAGAGCUUGCAAACGAGAAAGCCAGAGUGGUUGCAAAGGAGAAGGUCCCAGCCACUGCUCAAGCUUCGGAUGGAGGGAAGCAAGCUGCAAAAGCAGAGCAAGCCCCAGCUGAUAACAAGGCUCCAAAGGAGAAAAUUACAGCUUCUGUGAAGGAGAAGGCCCCGGCUGCUGCAAAGGCUCAGUGUGGGGAGAAUAAAGUGAUAAAAGCAGAGAAAGCUCCAGCAGUAAAAAAGACUCCAGAUGGAGGCAAAGAGGAGCCCAUGAAGGAGAAGGCUCCGGCUCCCACAAAGGACAAGGCUCCAGCUCCUGAGAAGGACAAAGCCUCAGCUCCAGUGAAGGAGAAAGCCAUAAUUCCUGCAAAGGAGAAAGCCCCAGAUGCUGCCAUGGCUCAGGAGGGAGAGAAGGCAGCAGCAAAGACAGAAAAAAUCCCAGCUGCAAAAGUGGCUCAAGGUGGAGGUAAAAAAGAGCCUGCAAAGGAGAAAGCCCCAGCAGAUGUGAAGGCGCAGGAUGGAGGGAAGAAAACUGCAAAGGUAGAAAAAACCACAGUUGCAUCAAAGGCUGGGGGUGAAGGGAAAGAUCCUGCAAAGGAGAAGGUCCCAGUGGCUGCAAAGGCUCGAGAUGGAGGGAAGAAAGCUGCUGAGGUGGAGGCCCCUGCAGCUGCAGCAGAGGCUGGAGAUGGGGCUGAGGAGCCCACAGAGGCAGCAGCCAUGGUUACUGUGAAGGCUCAGGGUGAAGGGGAGGAAGAACCAAAGGCAGAGAAACAGCCACCAAGGGUCCCUGAGCCCCCACGCCCCGCUCUGCUGCAGAGCCUGAGCUGCCCAGCCACUUGCCACAGGGAGGAGCAGCCCUGGGCAGAGGUGAAGGAGAUGGAGAUGAUUCCAGAGGAAACCACGGCGGCGGAGCCGAAAGAGGGUCCGACAGAGCCUGGCCCUGCCCCGCCAGCCAUGGGGGACCUGCAGCCCCACAGCACCCCACAAGACAGGACAGUGCCCAGUGCCACAGGGAAGCCCCCAGAUCCCGCUGGGGUUGCAGAGCAACCUGGACCUGAAGGGCAGCCCCCCUCGACAGAGGCAAAGCCACCCCCCAGCCCCUACCUCACCCCUGAUUUUGGGAAGGAAGACCCUUUUGAAAUACUGGAUGAUGUCCCUCCGCCACCAGCGCCCUUCGUGCAUCGCACCGUCACGCUGCACCCUGGCAGCGUCAGCUCCCAGUUCAGCCUCAACUCCAAGGACAUCCUGGGCGGGGGCAAGUUUGGUGAAGUCCACACGUGCACGGAGAAGGAGACGGGGCUCAAGUUGGCAGCCAAAGUGAUCCGGAAGCAGGGACCCAAGGACAAGGAGAUGGUGCUGCUGGAGAUCGACGUGAUGAACCAGCUGAACCACCGCAACCUCAUCCAGCUCUAUGACGCCAUCGAGACUCCCCGGGAGAUCAUCCUCUUCAUGGAAUUCGUGGAGGGCGGCGAGCUCUUUGAGCGGAUCAUCGACGACGACUACCACCUGACGGAGGUGGACUGCAUGGUGUUUGUCCGGCAGAUCUGCGAGGGCAUCCGCUUCAUGCACCACAUGCACGUCCUCCACCUCGACCUCAAGCCUGAGAACAUCCUCUGCGUCUCUGCCACCGGACACAUGGUGAAGAUCAUCGACUUUGGGCUGGCUCGAAGGUACAACCCCAACGAGAAGUUGAAGGUGAACUUCGGCACCCCUGAAUUCCUCUCCCCUGAGGUGGUCAACUACGAGCAGGUCUCCUACUCCACAGACAUGUGGAGCAUGGGUGUCAUCACCUACAUGCUGCUCAGUGGCCUCUCCCCCUUCUUGGGUGAUGACGACACCGAGACGCUCAACAACGUCCUGGCUGCCAACUGGUACUUCGAUGAGGAGACCUUUGAGAGCGUCUCCAAUGAGGCCAAGGACUUCGUCUCAAACCUCAUCAUCAAGGAUAAAAGUGCCCGGAUGAGCGCUGACCAGUGCCUGCAGCAUCCCUGGCUCAAUAAUCUGGCAGAAAAGGCCAAACAGUCCAACCGGCGCCUCAAGUCCCAGCUGCUGCUCAAGAAAUACGUCAUGCGGCGGCGCUGGAAGAAAAACUUCAUCGGGGUGUGUGCUGCCAACCGCUUCAGGAAGAUCACCAGCUCAGGGUCCCUGACAGCGCUGGGCGUCUGAGCUUGGGCUUCCAGGGGGGCUAAGACCAGAGAGGAAG
Messenger RNA from Myiozetetes cayanensis, 2902 nucleotides. It is a transcript of the gene MYLK2, whose product is annotated as myosin light chain kinase 2. Gene Ontology annotation, cellular component: nucleus; cytoplasm. Gene Ontology annotation, biological process: intracellular signal transduction; protein phosphorylation; positive regulation of apoptotic process. Bases 1 to 2865 code for a protein of 954 amino acids. The transcript is spliced from 12 exons. The record is from RefSeq and is a predicted model, not a curated record. Gene Ontology annotation, molecular function: ATP binding; myosin light chain kinase activity. Lineage: Eukaryota; Metazoa; Chordata; Aves; Passeriformes; Tyrannidae.